UUUAUGAAACGGAAUUUAGUGUCACACAACAACAAUGGCUGACGAAGAAAAGUCGCUUCCAAAUUUGCAAAAUGGGACACCGGUCCCAAAGAUUACCCCAACUCAAGCAAACACAACGGGUGAAAUGAGUAGACCAAAUAAUUUACAAAGAAUUGCUCAAAAGAAAGCAUUGGUACGGAGCUAUCCUCGAACAAAGAAACUUGAAAAACUAGCUGUUUAUUCGUCCUGCAAGACCGAGGGAUGUAAGUGCAAUGGUUGGAAGAAUCCAAACCCCCCACCUACUCCUCCAAGAGUGGAUGUAUCCCAACCACUGGCAAACCUUACAGACCCUUGUAGGAGCUGUUCCCAUACUCUCGAUGCACAUGUUUCACACUUGGAAUCAACAGCUGAAGAAGAGUUAAACAGAUUGUUAAGGAUUGUUGUGGAUGUUGAGAAUUUAUUUAUGUGUGUUCAUAAGGAAGAAGAUGCGGAAACAAAACAAGUCUAUUUUUAUCUGUUUAAGCUGUUGCGGAAGUGUAUUCUAAACAUGAGCAAUCCCACCAUAGAAGGCCCCCUAGGGAGUCCACCAUUCGAGAAACCAAGUAUUGCUAAGGGUGUGACGAAUUUUGUGUUGUAUAAAUUUGGUCACCUUGCACAGAGAGAUUGGCAAACAAUGUAUGAUUUAGCCAAAAUGUUUCUACACUGCCUCAAUCACUGGAAGCUAGAAACACCGACUAGUCGACAAACACACUCCGGCACCGAUGAUAUUGCUACAUAUAAAGUGAACUACACAAGAUGGUUAUGUUACUGCCAUGUUCCGGCAUUUUGCGAUACUCUUCCACGUUACGAGACAACUCUGAUAUUUGGUAGAACUUUGUUACAGUCUGUAUUCCAGACAAUGAGGAGACAACUAUUGGAGAAAUUUCGUGCCGAGAAGGAUAGGAUGCCUGUUGAAAAAAGAACGCUGGUUUUAACACAUUUUCCAAGGUUUCUAACCAUGUUAGAAGAGGAAGUGUACGGUGAUGGUUCGCCUAUCUGGGAUACCGAGUUUUCUCAGGCCAAUGUUAAUAACACAGGUGCUAAUUCAGAUGCCAGUUCAGUCGCCAGCUCUGAGAAAUCAGAUGACAAGAAUUGUACACCUGUCGCUUUACGUAGAUCGUCGAGAAAUGAGGCAUUGGCAGGUUUGUACAGUGAGAAGAGAAAGUUGGAGGAAGUUUUAGUGCCAGAAGAAGUUAAAAAGCCAAAGAUUGACGGAGAUGUUCCCAUGGAUCUUAUACAAGAGAUUGUAGCCACGAUCAAUGAUCCAGAGGAGAUGGUUGGCCCAGAUUCUUCGCUCUUCCCUAGUCAUGCAUCAAGAGACGAAAGUGCAAGAAAUGAAGAGAAAAAAGGUGUAAUAGAAUUUCAUGUGAUUGGAAACUCACUGAGUAGGAAACCAAGUCGGCAACUCCUAAUAUGGCUUAUAGGAAUGCAGAAUGUCUUCUCACAUCAGCUUCCUAGGAUGCCGAAAGAAUACAUUACAAGACUAGUUUUUGACCCGAAACACAAGUGUCUGGCAUUGGUAAAGGAUAAUAACGUUAUUGGUGGUAUAUGCUUUAGAAUGUUCCCAUCACAAGGGUUUACAGAGAUUGUUUUCUGUGCUGUUACAUCUAAUGAACAAGUUAAGGGAUAUGGAACUCAUCUGAUGAAUCAUCUGAAGGAUUAUCACAUUAAACACAACAUUGUACAUUUCCUCACAUUUGCUGACGAGUUUGCCAUCGGGUAUUUCAAAAAACAGGGUUUCUCCAAGGACAUUAAGCUACCAAAGUCAGCUUAUCUAGGAUAUAUCAAGGAUUAUGAAGGGGCAACACUUAUGGGAUGUGAACUUAACCCUAGAAUCUGCUAUACCGAGUUCUCUAAGACAAUACGCAAACAGAAAGAG
Molecule: messenger RNA, 1897 nt
Organism: Ruditapes philippinarum (Manila clam)
Lineage: Eukaryota; Metazoa; Mollusca; Bivalvia; Venerida; Veneridae
Product: histone acetyltransferase KAT2B-like
Exons: 15
Biological process (GO): positive regulation of transcription by RNA polymerase II; chromatin remodeling
Cellular component (GO): nucleus; histone acetyltransferase complex
Molecular function (GO): histone H3 acetyltransferase activity
Source: RefSeq, a predicted model, not a curated record